Molecule: messenger RNA, 2229 nt
Organism: Suillus clintonianus
Lineage: Eukaryota; Fungi; Basidiomycota; Agaricomycetes; Boletales; Suillaceae
Exons: 1
Coding region: 378-2183 (601 amino acids)
Molecular function (GO): protein binding
Source: RefSeq, a predicted model, not a curated record
GAGGCCACCAUAUUCUUGGGGCACGGAUGUAAGCAGAAGGGGGGAAAUCAUGACUGGUGCUCGAGAUCAAACCCGGGUUCGUGAGAGUGACGAGUCUUCUGUGGGGUAAACCAAGCAUGUAAGUAGCAAAAUGGAGAAAAUACAGUCAAGGCCAGGCCCAUGGGAACGUUACAUUCGUUUCGCUGAGAACGAAGAAGAUAGAAAUACCGCGGUGUUGCCCAAAAAUAUGAAAAGAACAAAAUGUAUAUUAUUAAAUAAUUUAUUUUACUCACAUUCACCCUUGCAAGGCAAGGUAAAUUUCGUCCUUUAAAUCGACUUAUUGGGAAGGUCAGGUGUGUUGGUGAAGAAAGGAGACUUUUUCAACUGCCAAUCCGGUCAUGUUUCAAUCCAGCUAUCGUCACGUCCUGAAGCUACGUUUCGUCCCACAAAGAUCAUUUUUCUGUUCUACCACUAGUCCAUCAUACUCUCUCAAUUCGAGCCCUCAGAGCCACAAUAAAACACGGGACAGCGAUUCCAGCAACAUCCAGGUUGAGCCCGCUCGACGCGUGUUUCGAUCCCGUGUCAAUGGUCUUAUGCGCUCUAUAGACAGUCGCAUUCUUGCAAAGGGCCCUGACGAUGUGGAGACCUACAUCCAUGACAAGAUUUCCGUGGCCAAAUUUGACAAUGUAUACCGCUCGACAAUGUUCAACCGACUCAUCCAGUUCUUGCUUGAAAGGCACCUUUUCAAGCUCGCUAUCUCGGUCUACAAGAGAAUGCUCCAAGAGCAGUUCUUGCCCAGCCGUGACAUUAGCUUGAAAGUGACGGCAAUGACCGAAAUUCUGGACGACGGCGAAGAUACAUUCGUCUCUCUCCGCAAGGUUGAUCUAUCUGCGUCCGGGAAUAUGGUUAGCGUCAUGGUAACAACGUGUAUGCGUGCAGGGCAAAUGAACGCUGCAGAACAUUGGCUCAAGAAGUAUGAGAGUGACUGCACGGAGCAGGGCGUUGCCCCUGAUCCAGCUCCUUACGCGGGCAUACUGGAGACAUUGCAGGAAAUUCAACCCGAAAACUCUGGAGCUGUUCAGGCCACGCUGUACCGCAUGCGCUCAGAGGGUGUUACGCCUGAUAUAUCCGUUUUCAAUACGCUUAUCCGCUCCAGCCUCACUCGUCGAGAAUACACCGAGGCCUUUGGGCUCUAUCACGCAAUCAUGACCAACCGUUCUGCUUCCCUCUUACCCAGCGACCUCACUUUCAAGAAGCUGUUCCAUGUAUCCAAAUUUUUGAGCCAAAAACGUUCACGGAAACACAAGCGCCCGGACAAUGCCGUCCCUCCGCGCCAGUUGUUCCGGGAUAUGGUUCAAUGCCAUCUUCUGCGCACCGGAAAUGCUCCCCGGGUGCACUCCAACGUAGUUUCAGCAUCGUGCCUCCAUCUUGCACUGCGGACGUUUAUGGCUCUCGAGGAUUACCCCGCUGCCAUCAUGACGCUCCGCGCGUUCGACCAUUUUGGGUUCAAGCCGAACUUACAGACGUAUUUGAUUGUCAUCACUAGUCUCGUAUUGCGAAUAAAGCGGGAGCUCGGACAUAUCUGCGGGGCUGACCAGCACCGCUUCGCAGAUUUCGUCAUGCACAUGAGGCCUCGGGAGCCUCCAGACAUUGACGUGCUGGAGCGGAGGAUUCGAUGUGAAGAACAUGUGGUGGAAUUAUCUGGACCUGCAUGCGUUGGCCCUGAAACAGUCACACACCUCCUCACACUGGGGGAGCCAGCUGCUUCGUCCCGGGAUGAAACACCUCAUGUCGGGCGCACGCGAUUACCCACAUCUGCCUUUCCCACUGUCGAUAUGCUCUUAGGAGCUACGGUUCUCUUGCCGUUUCAAGAAAUUUCGCUCGCACCGCUCGUGAGACUGUUGAGAAAAAUGAUCUUUGUAGGCCUUUAUAGGAAAGCCGCGCGGGGUAAGAGGGAGGGCUGGGAUUGGAGAGGGGCAGUGGGUCCCAUAUUGUCGAGCGCGAAAGAGGAGAUGUGGCGCGAUUUUGAGCUUGGUCCGGGGACACGACCAGUAGUGAAGCAAAGGCGGAGAGGGCAUGUCGGAGCUACGAGGGGGUCGUUGCCGUCAUCGGCCUCGAGGGUUAGAAGGAUGGUGAAAAAUCAGACGCUUCAGUCGUUGGGACGUAGAACCUCUCGAAUCUCAAUAGGACAAACAUCUAGAUGAUCAUCACGUGAUUUAAGUAAAAUUCACGAUUGAUUGGCGCGUCUUG